AUGUCGGAAGCCGAAUCGGCCGAAGAAUUUGUAAUGGCCUAUUCACGCCUGUUACCGGACUCGGACUCUUCUGAAUUACAGAAGGUUCUGGAAAUGAAAGCAUUACGGCGCCAGGAGCAAGCAAGUAUCAUACAGCUUUACAAAACACGUAUUGAAGGGCAGUCAGCUGCGGUAGAUUCUGCAGCAGUCGGUGCGCAGUCAUCAGCUUUUUCAGCACUGGAAAGCAUCGGUGAUUCAAGUAUGCGAAGGUUGGAGCAGCUUGUUAAAAAGAAAAUCUGA
This is a messenger RNA of Gongylonema pulchrum, 279 nucleotides long. The record is from the annotation of a GenBank genome assembly. NCBI's taxonomy places the organism in Eukaryota, Metazoa, Nematoda, Chromadorea, Rhabditida, Gongylonematidae.